UACACAACAGCCCUUUAAAUAAACAUAGACAAUUACAUAUCAUUCACAUUGAAAGCCGAAAUGUCUACACCGUCCACAAAAGACCGCAUCCUAUCGCUCGUCGAACCAGCUGUGAUUCUUAGCAUGGCUGUAAAGGCCUACAUCCGCGUCCUCCUCGAAUCCAUCACCAACGGCCAAGGAUUAACCAUCUUUACCCACCCCCAAAUCCUCCGCGACGAAGGAUUCAGUCGCUUUUGGUUGGGAUUUAGCUCAACCCCAACGCGAUCAAACCCAGCCCAACUAGAAGGUUCCGCAGCUCUAAUCCCACCACUCCUCGCCCGCCUCUCGGGAACAGUAUUAGACGUUGGUCCCGGCACAGGGGCGCAGAUGCCGUAUCUAGCUGCGCGCCGGGAGUAUGUAAAGGGUAUUUAUGGUGCGGAGCCGUGUAAGGGACUACAUAAAGAUUUAUCUGCGAGAGUGUCAAAGGAGGGGUUAGAUGGGAAGUAUCGUGUUCUGGGGUGUGGGGUUUCGGUGGAGGAACUUGUGCCGGAGUUGCGGAGGGAGGGGCUGAUUUCGGAUGAGGGUACGGAUAGUGUUGAGCAGUCGAUGCAACUGGUUAAAGAAGAAGGUGGUAUAUUUGACACGAUAAUCUGCAUCCGCGUUCUCUGCUCCGUGCCUGAUCUAGAGCAGCGCGCGAAAGAACUCUAUACACUGCUCAAACCCGGCGGACAGCUACUCGUCGCGGAGCACGUGGUUAACCCCUGGCGGACGCCGAAGGGCUCGUUCAUCGCGAGAUUGGCGCAGGGACUGUAUGAGUUGCUGGGGUGGCAGUGGUUUAUGGGGGAUUGUUGUAUGGUUCGGGACACAGAGAGGGCGUUGAGAAGGGCUGCUGAGGGAGAUGGGGGGUGGGGGGAUGUGGAUGUUGAGAGGUCGUUUGGGUGGUCGGCUUUGCCCUAUAUCUCGGGGGUUUGGGUUAAGAAAUAGUCCGCGACUCUUGGUAGGAGUGUGAUGAUGGAACGUGUAUGAUGAGGAUAUGUGGAACAUUGGAUCAUCGUAUCAUUAUCAUUAAGGAGUAUAAGCAUAUAGUACAGUACCAUACAAGAAUACAUCAAACAGGUUUCGCCCUCCCCGGCGGCCAGAAAUUAAACAGAUCCAACGCC
This is a messenger RNA of Aspergillus ruber CBS 135680, 1139 nucleotides long. Its product is annotated as class I SAM-dependent methyltransferase. The coding region runs from base 61 to 963 and encodes 300 amino acids. The transcript has 3 exons. NCBI's taxonomy places the organism in Eukaryota, Fungi, Ascomycota, Eurotiomycetes, Eurotiales, Aspergillaceae. The record is from RefSeq and is a predicted model, not a curated record.